GAAGACAUAGACCAUGCUCUGCCCAAACAGAAAAGCAAGGAGUCUUGCCAUAAAAUGGGGAGUUUUGACUUGCUCAAGGAUAUUGUGCAUAGUGAGGCAUCUCAGUCUGAAGGACAGGAUGGGUCUGAGACUGGGAGCCAGAAGUCCUGACUGAGUCUGGGUAGGUCAUGGCCCCUGUACACAAGCAUUCCUUAUCUGUCAAAGGCGAAAGUGGCAUCUUAGGCUUCCUGCCAAACCAGCUUGGACUCAAUGAGAAGUCUAUGAGAUGUGUCUUUGAGGAGGGUGGGAAGGAAGGAAUGGAUGAAUGAGCCAAGUCAAGCAGAGGAAGAAGAAAGAGUUGAGGUCCCAUGUUACAGAUGUCAGUUUACCUCUUCAUUUUCAGCCUCAGUGUGGGUGUCACUGUACUUUGGAUUGCUGGGGCUGCACUAUGUGAUAACUGUGGGCUGCAUUGAUUUCCUGUGCUGGAAGAAGAAACUGGAGGAGCAUGCCCAGCAGUGGGUGGAAGUACUGAGAACCACCACCUUCACUUACAGCCCACUCCUGUACUGGAGAAACAAAGGACAGCAAUGUGGCAUGAAUGCAGAUAUCAACACAGGCCCUUCCCCGGCUGGUCCCCAAACUGACAUUCAAGUGGAGAUUCCAGAUUCUCUGUGGCAGUCAGACACCUGUGAAGGCAGACACUAUGUCAUCAGAGGAAGUAGCACCAAGGCACAGGCCCCUGUUCCUCUGCAACCUGCUCUGCUGGCCACACAGCAGCUCUUAUCUAACCUGAUGCCACAGCGGCAGUCCAAAUCCCCACUCCUGAUUAUCUUUCAGGAGAUACCUUUUGCUCCACCCCUCCACAUGCUGAACCUACCUCCCAUGCUGGACCACUCUGCCUCCUACCCCUAUCUCCACUGGAAGUGGAAAGAAAUGUCCACUCUCAUUCUUUUCCCAUUCUAG
This is a messenger RNA of Marmota monax (woodchuck), 942 nucleotides long. Its product is annotated as testis-expressed protein 38-like. The transcript has a single exon. NCBI's taxonomy places the organism in Eukaryota, Metazoa, Chordata, Mammalia, Rodentia, Sciuridae. The coding region runs from base 301 to 942 and encodes 213 amino acids. The record is from RefSeq and is a predicted model, not a curated record.